This is a messenger RNA of Mercurialis annua (annual mercury), 1312 nucleotides long. RefSeq lists its product as uncharacterized. The record is from RefSeq and is a predicted model, not a curated record. The coding region runs from base 121 to 918 and encodes 265 amino acids. The transcript has 4 exons. Lineage: Eukaryota; Viridiplantae; Streptophyta; Magnoliopsida; Malpighiales; Euphorbiaceae.
GAGAGGAGCAGGAGAAGUGGAGGAGAAGUUGCCAAAAAGCAAAGAAAGCUCAAAACUUUGGCCUCUCUUUCAUCUCCUCUCAUCAAAAUUAAAACCAGAGAAAUUAUCUGAGAGAAGGAGAUGGAGACAGCAAACCCUAGAACCGCCCAAGCAGACCCAAUUACCAGUCAAAACAAACGGAUUAAUGUAAUAGCAUCUAAGUUUCCUUUGAGCUUUUGGGAGAUGACGGUGGCUGUAAUUGUCGUUCUGGGUUUCAUUUUUGGUCUCUUGGGUGUUUAUUUAACCCUGCCUCCUUCCGAUUAUAGCUUCCUUAAGCUCCCUCGUACCCUUCAAGAUCUUCAAAUCCUCAGAGAUCACCUUGAGAGCUACACAAGUGACUACACGGCACAGGUCCUUGUGGGAUACUGUGUGGUUUACAUCUUCAUGCAAACUUUUAUGAUUCCGGGGACUGUUUUUAUGUCAUUGCUUGCUGGUGCGCUUUUUGGGGUUUUUAAAGGUGUGGCCUUGGUUGUGUUCACCGCUACAGCUGGUGCUUCUUCUUGCUAUUUCCUUUCGAAAGUUAUAGGCCGGCCUCUUGUAUUCUCUUUGUGGCCUGACAAGCUGAAUUUCUUCCAAGAGCAGGUAGCCAGAAGAAAACAUGGCUUGUUAAACUACAUGCUUUUCUUAAGACUAACACCAACUUUGCCAAAUACAUUCAUUAAUGUUGCUUCACCAAUAGUUGAUAUUCCGUAUCAUAUUUUCUUCCUGGCAACCUUUAUCGGACUCAUUCCUGCAGCUUAUGUCACUGUCAAGGCUGGUAUAGCUCUUGGUGAAUUGAAAACGAUGGGGGAUUUAUACGACUUCAAGUCGGUUGCCACUCUAUUCCUUAUUGGAAUUGUCUCUAUCACCCCUACAUUGUUGACCAAGAGUAAACCAUAAUGGGACAGAAAGAAGAAGUUGUUUAUGAUCCACAGUGUUUGAGCAGCUGUGUAAGCGCAACUUCAUCUCUUGCAAAUCAGCUUCAAAGAAAUGCAAUAUGCAGCUCUUCCUGUUUACGGACUUGAUAGCUGAUGCUGCAGACGUCAAUGAUGCUUUUCUCGAGAAGGUUCAACUAUCGACAAGUUCUCUUCGUGGCUUAUGCGAGCUGUUAGGAGUUGUUCGGAUGGAGGGUGGUCGAAAAAUGUAUAUUUUCUAGUUAGAGUAGCUACGUCUUCAGUUUUCUGUAUCAGUGUAGUAAUGGCAAACCUUAUGGUUUCAGUGUUCUGUUAACCAUACAUGGUGUAUGAUAACCAGUUUUUAAUCUUAUGAAUGAAAAACAACUUUAGCAAUGAAA